This is a messenger RNA of Lachancea dasiensis, 645 nucleotides long. NCBI's taxonomy places the organism in Eukaryota, Fungi, Ascomycota, Saccharomycetes, Saccharomycetales, Saccharomycetaceae. The record is from the annotation of a GenBank genome assembly.
AUGUCUGGAGAAGUCCCCACUUUCAAGUUGGUGCUCGUUGGUGAUGGUGGUACCGGUAAAACCACCUUUGUGAAGAGACACUUGACUGGUGAAUUCGAAAAGAAAUACAUCGCCACAAUUGGUGUCGAAGUGCAUCCUUUGGCUUUCUACACCAACUUUGGUGAAAUCAAGUUCGACGUGUGGGAUACCGCUGGCCAGGAGAAAUUCGGUGGUCUCAGAGACGGUUACUACAUCAACGCCCAAUGCGGUAUCAUUAUGUUCGACGUCACUUCGCGUAUUACCUACAAGAACGUUCCAAACUGGCACCGUGAUUUAGUGCGUGUUUGUGAGAACAUCCCUAUCGUGCUAUGUGGUAACAAGGUGGACGUCAAAGAACGUAAAGUGAAGGCCAAGACCAUCACCUUCCACCGUAAGAAGAACCUGCAGUACUACGACAUUUCUGCCAAGUCCAACUACAACUUUGAAAAGCCAUUUUUGUGGCUUGCUCGUAAGCUUGCCGGUAACCCCCAGCUGGAGUUUGUCGCCUCGCCAGCCUUGGCCCCACCAGAAGUGCAGGUCGACGAGGCUUUGAUGCACCAAUACCAACAAGAGAUGGAACAGGCUACCGCUCUGCCAUUGCCUGAUGAAGACGAUGCUGACUUGUAA